This is a messenger RNA of Salmo salar (Atlantic salmon), 3132 nucleotides long. The record is from RefSeq and is a predicted model, not a curated record. Lineage: Eukaryota; Metazoa; Chordata; Actinopteri; Salmoniformes; Salmonidae.
UCAACUUACCUGUUUGGAACGGGAGGAGUACUGUAAAGUGUUGAAUAAUUUCUACGUUUUAAUGAAUUCAAAUAUAAUCUGGUGUUCAUGUUUUAGACUCUGAGGGCCGCUGUUGAUCAGUGAAAUAAUUUCUGUCCAGUGUUGUCAGUCAGUGGAGUUAACUCCCCUAUCACUGCGCUCUACCAGAGGAGAGGGAGAGACUCUGCGCUUCAUACGAUGCGGGGCGGGACAGAGAAACACUCUGUGUAUUACUGUUUUAGUAGAAGGGACGGUGAAAAUAGCCUGGAUUGAAACAAAACGUUACAUAUUACUCCUCUCUUUGCUCAACGUUUCUGAGGAUACAGUGGAAGGAAUUUUCCUGUGGGAUUUAUUCUUCGUUGGCUAUGGCAUUUGAAGGAUUCUAUCAACCUAAAUGCGUAAGAUGGCGUUCAUGUUGUGGACUGCGGUGGCAAGUACUUAUUUUUCUCCUGCAUCUCAAUCAUAUUGUCAGAGGCCAAAUCCGGUAUUCCAUUCCGGAGGAGAUGAAGAAAGGCUCUGUUAUCGGUAACGUAGCUCAAGACCUGGGGUUAGAUUUGAAACGGCUCCGAGCGGGCCGGGCUCGUAUCGUGACCGGAGAAAGCGUUCAGUACACAGAGCUGAAGACAGACAAAGGGAUUCUAGUCGUGAGCGAGAGAAUAGACCGAGAACAGCUUUGUACUGACGUCACGCCGUGUAGCUUCAGCUUCGAAAUCAUUCUAGAGAAUCCGAUGGAACUGCACCUAGUCACUGUAGAAAUAUUAGAUGUAAAUGAUCAUGCGCCCGUUUUUCCAAAUAAAGAUAUUCAUUUUGAAAUCAGCGAAUCGGCCACAGUUGGAGCUAGGUUUCCGCUAGAGAGUGCAGAGGAUCCCGAUGUAGGACUCAACGCCCUACAAAAUUACAUUUUAACUCCCAAUGAUUAUUUCAUUCUAAAAAAGCAUGCGAAUCCAGACGGUAGUAAAUAUGCUGAGAUGUUCCUCCAGAAGUCGUUAGACAGAGAAGAGCAUCCUCGUCUCUCUUUAAAGCUAAUCGCUGUAGACGGUGGAAAUCCGCAGAGAUCUGGCUCAGUAAAUAUAGAGAUCACUGUCCUAGAUGUAAAUGAUAACGCGCCUGUGUUUAACCAGUCAGUGUACAGGGCUACUGUGAUGGAAAACGCCCCAAAAGGGACAUAUAUCACAACCGUGAAUGCCAGUGACGCAGACGGUGGAUCGAACGGCGAAAUAGCAUACAGUUGUUCAAAGUUAAAGGGCACCAUAGCGGACAUAUUUAUCAUUAAUGAGAACACCGGAAUCAUAUCUGUUUCGGGGCAGAUAGAUUAUGAGAAAAAUAAGAAGUACGAGGUUAGAGUUGAAGCUAAAGACCAGGGAGGUUUAACAGACACCAGUAAAGUUGUCAUUGAAGUUAUUGAUGUUAAUGACAACGCACCAGUUAUAAACGUCAUGUCUUUCUCCAGCCCUGUGUCUGAAGAUGCUCCUCCUGGCACCACUAUUGCUAUUAUAAAUGUUAAAGAUAAUGAUUCAGAGAGAAAUGGACAGAUUACAUGCUCUAUAGAUACUAAACUCCCAUUUAAGAUCAAAUCCUCAAUGGCUAAUUACUACAAUGUUAUAACAGAUUCGAUUUUUGACCGAGAAGCGGUGCCCGAAUACAACAUAACCAUAACAGCGACAGAUUCUGGUUCGCCUCCUCUCUCUAGCGCCAGGGCUUUACACCUUAGAAUCUCUGAUGUAAAUGACAAUGCCCCAUUGUUCGAUAAAGGUCCCUACUCUGCUUACGUCACAGAGAAUAACUCUCCUGGAAUGUCCAUAUUUACUGUCAGCGCGCGGGACUCUGAUUGGAAUCAGAACGCGAGAAUAUCGUACCUGUUGGAGGACACGCAGAUCAGUGGAACUCCAGUCUCUACUUAUAUAUCAAUUAACUCUGAAACAGGAGUUUUACAUGCGGUGCGCUCCUUUGAUUAUGAACAAAUAAAACAGCUUAAACUCGUGGUUAAGGCGCAGGAUGGAGGCUCUCCUCCACUCAGUAGCAAUGUGACUGUGAAAAUAAUGAUCCAGGACCAGAACGACAACGCGCCUCAGGUUCUGUACCCAGUCCAGACUAGCAGCUCUCUGGUGGCUGAAAUGGUACCUCGUUCAGCAGAUCUGGGCUAUCUUGUUACUAAAGUGGUGGCUGUUGAUGUGGACUCUGGACAGAAUGCCUGGCUCUCGUAUAAACUGCAGAAAGCGACAGACAGGGCGCUGUUUGAAGUGGGUUCACAGAAUGGGGAAAUAAGAACCAUACGCCAAGUCACUGAUAAAGAUGCUGUGAAACAAAGGCUCACUGUUGUAGUGGAGGACAACGGGCAGCCCUCUCGUUCAGCUACAGUCAAUGUUAACGUGGCGGUGGCGGACAGCUUCCCUGAAGUGCUCUCGGAGUUCACUGACUUUACGCACGACAAGGAAUACAAUGACAACCUGACUUUUUACUUAGUCUUGGCUUUGGCUGUAGUCUCAUUUCUGUUCAUCACAUGUUUAGUGGUUAUUAUAUCAGUGAAAAUAUACAGAUGGAGACAGUCUCGCAUCCUCUAUCAUUCCAACCUCCCGGUUAUUCCGUAUUAUCCACCGCGUUACGCAGACACUUUGGGGACAGGAACUCUACAGCACGUGUACAAUUACGAGGUGUGCAGGACGACUGACUCCAGAAAGAGUGACUGUCAGUUCGCCAGACCCUGUAGUCAGAACGUACUGAUAAUGGACCCCAGGUCUACAGGGACGAUGCAGCGGAUGCAGAGUGAAAAGAACAUCCUGGAUGAACCAGACUCACCAAUAGAGGUCUGUUAUCUAUUUCCAUUUGUAUCCAUUUACAUCUUUAAAUGCAUGUUUCGCGUUGAUUUUCUCCCCACUGUCCGAGAAGCUCAUCUUUCCAUUGUUAUUGCACUUUCAGCACCACAGUCACGGACAGCGGCGCUUUGCAAAUAGGGUGACUUGCCUUGUAGCUGAAUUCUCGUUGAUGGUAAAGAUAAUACCGUCCUUUAAAGAUCAAUCAAACAUAUCCUUUGUAUUUCAUAACAUUCAUGAUAGGCUACGGGUAUUCCAUGCACAACAUUCCAUCCAUUUCCUGUUUAACCUGCAAGUCUAACAU